Molecule: messenger RNA, 435 nt
Organism: Paramuricea clavata
Lineage: Eukaryota; Metazoa; Cnidaria; Anthozoa; Malacalcyonacea; Plexauridae
Source: the annotation of a GenBank genome assembly
AUGAACUUAACAACAAAGUACCAACGAUUAAUGAACAGACUUUCCACCAAAACAAAAACCACCUAUAUCCAGCAUACAAAUAUAUCUAGUGCUGACCUACACGACAAGAAGCACUUGAACGAAAGGGGUGUUAAAAAAUUUGCGAAAAACAUUAAAGCGGCUUACUUUAACACCACACCUAAAAAGAAGGAAAUGAACAAAAAAUAUCCCCCAAGAGAUAUCCACAACCAAAACUUCCCACAACACAUGAGAACACAACCUUUCCAAUUUGGCCGCAACAACAUAUACCCACCGUUCACCCCCAUCAUACCAACACCAAGUUCACCCCCAUCAUACCAACAUCGUAUCAACACUCAACAUAUCAACAAAGGAACCGGACCACCUCCUCCCUCAUUUCGCCAAGAUAACCGAAUAAACACUCUACCACCUCAACUG